AUGGAGGAAGCAGCCAUGAAUAAAACAUUAUCAAACACGACGACUGAGAACACAUCGACGGUCGUCGACGAAGUGAUGGCAGAGACGAUAUGUAAGCAUCAUCCUGAUCUACCACUCCUUGAUCAGAUGGCGAAUUGUGAGUGCCAACAGGGCUCUAAUCCGAAUGCCCUUCCUGCUUUAGGUCUUCACGGAUCUUCAAUCGCAAUCGAUAAGAAUCAAAAGAGGGGGACCAACAUCGAAACCAGGCCAACCAGGUACAUUCCGACCGAUAUUGUGGAGUCGCUCUUGACGCGGAUGAACCCCAAGGACGCCGUGCGCCUUAGUGUUGUAUGCAAGGACUGGAGGGCCGCAACAAGACUGUUCGACCCGACUACGAGGAGGACUCCAUGGCUAAUUAUCACGAAGCCUAUGAAGACCACCUGCCGCCUACAAAGCAUAGUAGACAAGGAAGUCUCCUUCGAGAUCGAGUUCCAUGGCUUUCCAACAGAAAGAGCCUAUUUCUCCUAUUGCUCACACGGUUGGCUGUCGUCCAUACCCCGUAUCUUAAACCCAAUGCACCUAGUGAAUCCUUUCUCUGGGGAAUGGUUGCAACUCCCAGCUCAUGAUCUUGCACCAAGUUUCCUCUGCAUGUCAUCAGCUCCGACAACCCGUGAUUGUGCCGUUCUUGCACGUGACUGCUACAAUUUUCUCUAUGUUUGGAGACCAGGAGAUGAGUCUUGGACCAAGUUCGAAGACCCAUUCCAACAUUUCAGUACAAUAAUUAGCUUCGAGGGGCAAUUCUACGCCUGGGAUUACUACAGUGGGCUCUUGACAGUUCUUCAAGUCCUUCCUUUUCGACUCAGGGAACUGUCGGUGCCAUGUCCCAUCAGUUUUACUAGCCAUUAUAUUCUUUUUAUGCGAUUGGUUGAGUGUUGUGGAAACAUAUUGUUGGUCAUCGUUACAAAGCUUAGUCAUGGAUCCCUAAGUAUCUAUCUAUAUAGACUUGAUAUGGAGAACAAGGCAUGGAUCAAGAUGGAGAGCUUGGGAGAUCGAGCAUUAUUCUUAGAUUAUCGAUUUUUUAAUCCGGCAAUUUCAGUCUCGGCUAGUGAAGUUGGAUGUCAUGCUAACUGUGUUUAUAUCAAUGGUGUAUAUGAUGUCAUGGUUUACGAUAUGGAUAACCACAUGAUAGAAAGUUUUUCAUUUAGACACGGACAAUGUUCAUAUAUUGAUGGCCCAAUUUGGAUUACCCCAAGCUUGAAUUGA
This is a messenger RNA of Musa acuminata AAA Group (dessert banana), 1242 nucleotides long. RefSeq names its product F-box/kelch-repeat protein At3g18720-like. Lineage: Eukaryota; Viridiplantae; Streptophyta; Magnoliopsida; Zingiberales; Musaceae. The record is from RefSeq and is a predicted model, not a curated record. The coding region runs from base 1 to 1242 and encodes 413 amino acids. Gene Ontology annotation, molecular function: protein binding. The transcript has 2 exons.